CGGCGGUAUCUCACAGGGGUCCUCCUGGACCCGCUCUAGUGACCCGGGAGACGGCGAGGCCACGCCCUACAGGUCCCGGGCUAGGGGGGCCCGGCGUGGGGCCCGCUGACGGGUUGAAGGUUUGUAGGGAGAUCCAGGCCGAGGAGCUGACGAAGUUCUGCUCCCGGAUCGUUAAGCUGCUGCAGGAGGAGGAGCUGGGGCCCGAGGCCGCAGACGCCCUGCAAAGGCUCUUCCUCAUCGUCUCUGCCACUAAAUACAGGAGGAAGCUGGAGGACACCUGUGUGCACCUGCUGCAGGCCACCCUGUGCUCGCCCAAGUGCCCCGAGCAGCUCCAGCUUCUCUGUGCUGCCAUCCUACGAGAGAUGUCGCCCUGUGACGGCCUGAGCCUGUCCUGUGACCACAUCCACAGCAGCCGGCAGCUGAGCCUGGUGGCCUCCGUGCUCUUGGCCCAGGGUGACAAAAAGGAGGAGGUCCGAAGCGUGGGCCAGCGCGUCUUCAGAGUCCUCGAGAGCCGGCAGCCCGAGGGGCCCAGUCCCAGGCACCUGCUCCCAGUCGUGUCCAAGAUCACCCACCUCGCCCCACACACCCUCCACGAAGAUCAGACCAACCUGCUCAACAAGCGGCUGGUGGACUGGCUUCGCUAUGCCAGCGUCCAGCAAGGGGUGGCCCACACUUCUGGAGGCUUCUUCUCCACACCCAGAGCCCGGCAGCCCUGCCCCGUCACCGAGGUGGAUGGCGCGGUGGCCACAGAUUUCUUCACCGUGCUGUCCACGGGCCAGCACUUCACGGAGGACCAGUGGCUGAACGUGCAGGCCUUCUCCAUGCUGCGGGUGUGGCUGCUGCACGGCGACCCCGAAGGCCCCAGCACCCCGGAUGCGGACGACAGGUCGGAGCUGGAAGGCUCCACACUGUCCGUGCUGUCGGCCAGCUCCACGGCCAGCCACCUGCUGCCCCCACGGGAGCGGCUGCGGGAGAAAGCCUUCGAGUACUGCCAGCGCCUGGUGGAGCAGAGCACUCGGCGCGCCCUGAGGAAGGGGGACUCGGACCUGCAGAAAGCUUGCCUGGUGGAGGCCGUGCUCGUGCUGGACGUGCUCUGCAAGCAGGACCCCUCCUUCCUGUACCGCACCCUGUCCUGCCUGAAGGCCCAGCACGCGCGCCUCUGUGCGGACCCGAGCCGGGCGCGGACAUUGCUGCCCAUCGCGCAGUUCUUCCUGAACCACGGGGAGGCGGCCGCAGUGGACUCAGAGGCCCUUCUCCGGCACCUGCUCACCAGGACGGCCUGUGAGCUCUUCCACAGCCCCCCGCUGGCCUUCGAGCUUAUGUGCUUCUGCAGGGACAGCCUUCCCCUGUUUGGCAGGAACCUGGACAUCCUCAAAUGGAGCUUCCCCAAUCUCCUCAAGCUUCUGGCCUGGAAUAGCCCGCCCCUCACCUCUGAGUUUGUGGCACUGCUACCGUCACUGGUGGACGCGGGCACCGCCGUGGAGAUGCUGCACGCAUUGCUGGACCUGCCCUGUCUGACCGCAGCCUUGGACCUGCAGCUCAGGUUGUCGCCGGCCGCAUCCGAGAGGCCGCUGUGGGACCCCUCCCUCAAGAUCCCCGGCUGCCUGGAGGCCUCCCGGGACCCCCAGUUCCAGGGUCUCCUCCAGCACCUGUUGCGUGCCACGGCCACCGGGACCGUGGAGAGGUUGGCGCCACUGCACCGGCUGCUACAGCCCCUGGCCAGCUGUGCCCGCGUGGUCCAGUGCGCCGAGGCUGUGCCCACCCUGCUACAGGCCUUCUUCUCAGCAGUGACGCGGUUUGCCGAUGGGGCCCUGACCAAUCAGCUGGCACUGCUGCUCCUGGAGAGAAGCGACUCUCUCUUCCAAGUGCCGCAUUAUGAGGACCGUGUGCACAGAGUCCUGAGUUCACAGUUCCUGGCCCUGUGCGCGCUGCACCCAUCACUGGUGGUGGAGCUGGCGAAGGAGCUGCUGGAGUUCGUGGGGAGCGUGAGCAGCGUCCACAGCAGGGGGCCCAUGCUCGCUUCCGUGGUGUGGGCCAUCGGCGAGUACCUGUCCGUGUCCUGGGACCGGCGGUGUACCGUGGAGCAGAUCAACCGGUUCUUCGAAGCCCUGGAGGCCGUGCUGUUUGAGGUCACCCAGUCCCGCCCGUCUGCCACGCUCCCCAAGUGUCCCCCGCAGGUCGUCACCGUGCUCAUGACCACGCUGACCAAGCUGGCCUCCCGCAGCCAAGACCUGAUUCCCCGGGUCUCUCUGUUCCUGUCAAAGAUGAGGACCCUGGCCCCGAGCCCAGCCCUGAGCACCACAAGCUGUGAGGAGGACGCGGGAGCCAUGCGCACGCGGGCCACAGAGCUGCUGGCCCUGCUGAAGAUGCCCAGCGUGGCCCAGUUCGUGCUCACGCCCAGCAAGGAGGUGUCCGAGCCCCGCUACCACCGCGACGCCAACACGGCCCUGCCCCUGGCCCUGCGCACCGUCAGCCGCCUGGUGGAGAAGGAGACGGGCCUCCUGCCGGGGUGAAGGGACGAUGAUGAAGAGGCUGGUAUUAGGGCCGAGCCUCGGCUUCCGUGGUCAGAGAGGACCUCAGGAGGGGCAGGAGGCCUGGGUGGGUCUGGGUCCCUCAGUGCCUGUCAGGACUGUCACAUCCUCGGCCUAGGUCUCCAGUGGAGCUGAGCUGGGCUCAGGUAGGAUUUGGGGCUGGGUGGCGUCUGCUUUCUCUGUUCCAGGCUGUUCCCUGUUUGGGGCAAGAAAAGAUACCACAAUAAACCUCUUUCCAAAAGUA
Messenger RNA from Suricata suricatta (meerkat), 2775 nucleotides. It is a transcript of the gene AP5Z1, whose product is annotated as adaptor related protein complex 5 subunit zeta 1. The record is from RefSeq and is a predicted model, not a curated record. The coding region runs from base 363 to 2513 and encodes 716 amino acids. NCBI's taxonomy places the organism in Eukaryota, Metazoa, Chordata, Mammalia, Carnivora, Herpestidae. Gene Ontology annotation, cellular component: AP-5 adaptor complex. The transcript is spliced from 17 exons.